AGGCAGCGGCGGAGCGGGAGGCGCCGGCAGCCGCCGCCAUGGAGCCGGGGGGCAGGCGCGGCCGCGCCGCCGAGGAGGGCCCGCGCCCCGAGGAGGAGGAGGUGGACCCCCGCAUCCAGGGGGAGCUGGAAAAACUAAAUCAAUCUACAGACGAUAUCAAUCGCAGGGAGACGGAACUGGAGGAUGCACGCCAGAAGUUCCGUGCUGUGCUUGUCGAAGCAACAGUAAAACUGGAUGAACUGGUAAAGAAGAUUGGAAAAGCUGUAGAAGACUCUAAGCCUUACUGGGAAGCUCGGAGGGUGGCCAGGCAGGCACAGCUUGAAGCUCAGAGGGCAACUCAGGAUUUCCAGAGGGCCACUGAAGUGCUGCGUGCUGCAAAGGAGACCAUUUCACUUGCUGAGCAGAGACUACUGGAAGAUGACAAACGUCAGUUUGACUCUGCGUGGCAAGAGAUGCUCAACCAUGCUACUCAGAGGGUCAUGGAGGCAGAACAGACCAAAACAAGAAGUGAGUUGGUUCACAAGGAGACUGCAGCCAAAUACAACGCUGCCAUGGGAAGGAUGAAACAGCUGGAGAAGAAGCUGAAAAGAGCCAUCAAUAAAUCAAAACCUUAUUUUGAACUCAAGGCAAAGUACUAUGUCCAGCUAGAGCAACUGAAGAAGACAGUGGAUGACCUGCAGGCAAAACUGGCCCUGGCUAAGGGAGAGUAUAAAACUGCACUGAAAAACCUGGAGAUGAUCUCGGAUGAGAUUCACGAGAGGAGACGCUCCACUGCCAUGGGGCCCCGAGGAUGUGGCGUGGGGGCUGAAGGGAGCAAUACCUCUGUGGAAGACCUCUCAGCAACGAAACCGGAGUCAGACACCAUCUCCAUGGCUUCAGAAGUGUUUGAGGAUGACAACGGCAGCAGCUUUGUAUCUGAAGAAGACUCGGAAACUCAGUCAGUGUCCAGCUUCAGCUCUGGCCCCACGAGCCCCUGCGAGGUGCCCGCUCAGUUUCCUCCUGCGACGCGACCCGGGAGCCUGGACCUGCCCAGCCCCGUGUCCCUCUCCGAGUUUGGGAUGAUCUUCCCAGCGCUCGGCCCCCGCAGCGAGUGCAGCGGCGCGUCCUCCCCCGAGUGCGAGGCGGAGCGAGGGGACAGGGCAGAAGGGGCUGAAAACAAGACAAGCGACAGAGCGAACAAGAGCAGGAGCAGCAGCAGGAGCAGCCCCGCAGAGGGCUUGGCUCUGGACAGCCGCAUGAAGCAGCUCUCCCUGCAGUGCAUGAAAAUCAAAGAGGGAAUAUGCGCAGGCAGAAAAGCCGCCCAGAUCGGCUGAGUCCUGCUCGGGCCCCGUCCUCGUUAACGGCACUGCCAAUAUUUACACAGGACCUCCCGAGAGGUUGAAGAACCUCGUGCCAACAAUAUAUGCCAAAUCUGAAGCGUUUACCCCGAGAGUUUAAAACUGCACUAGGAAGUCUGAUUGAUGUGGAGGGCUGAAGUUUUUAUUCAGUCAAUCCUUUGUAGGCCGGACAAGUCACCAAACGUUCCAGCCGUGCUCGUGUUUCACAGACCUUGUAAAUUGUUUUGUAGCAGCCUGGCUGAAGCAAUAAGGAGCGACGUUGAUGCCAGCAGGGGCUCUGACGUUGGAGCCAGACACUCGCAGAGAGCGGUUUGGUGUCGGCUUUGUAGCGUGAGCUGCUCUUUACAUACGGUGGGUCUCUUGAGUAGAAGCACCUGUUCUGUAAACAUCUGUAUCUGUGUGUAUUACGCUGAAGCUGUAGGGAUACUUUGUGUAUGGGAAAGCUGCUGCAUGCCUGGGCUGUAAGAGCCUUCACUCUUCCCUUGGUGCUCACACAAAGGGUAAAGAUGAGUCACAGCUCUAAGAAUGGACGCCGACACACACGGGCAGAGAGGGGAUGGCAACGCUCAGCGGCAGUGGGCCCUUCCCGAGCCUAGCUUGGACUCCCAGGGUGAUUCCAGUGACCAAAAGGAGUUUAUUGGCCCCUUGCCCUUCCCCUUGCCCGAGAAGUGAAGUAUUAUUUUUCAGCACUUUAAGUGUUUUGGGUCUGAGUUUCCUUUUUUUGCCCAACAAUGGGAGCGGUAGAUGUUUUCAGGACAGUGACGGUAAGGGAUCCGCCCUUGAAACGUGCAUGAAGAAGAGGAAUUGCCAGUGUAGAUUGACAAUGUGUUCUUAAGCUUCUCCGUAGGUUGUGCUGUGUGGGGUUUUAUAACUGCUACAGGGACUUGGGAUUUUUAGUGUGCCCUGGAGAAGGGGUUCUGUAAAACUAGAAAGGGCCCAGGCCUGUUUUCCUGGCAGCUGUUUAGGCAGUAGUAGUGUCUGGUAAUUAUGCUAGUAAGUGGUAGUAAAAACCCUAGGACUCUUUGGUUUUUGGUGGCUAAGCAUUUCUAAAAUGCACCAUUUUAUCUAAGAUGUCUGUUUCUAUGGUUAAUUUGAUGGGAGUUUUAGUAUUGCCCCUGAAGUAUUUUCUAUUCUAUGUUUUUUGCAGUCCUGUUGUAUUUUGUCCCUGCCACAGCUUGUGUAUCUAUUCUCCAAGUUCAUGUAAAAUUCUUCACACUACAGUAAACAUUUUUGUUUUCCACAUUUCA
Molecule: messenger RNA, 2584 nt
Organism: Colius striatus (speckled mousebird)
Lineage: Eukaryota; Metazoa; Chordata; Aves; Coliiformes; Coliidae
Gene: SH3BP5
Product: SH3 domain binding protein 5
Exons: 9
Coding region: 39-1313 (424 amino acids)
Biological process (GO): intracellular signal transduction; negative regulation of protein tyrosine kinase activity
Cellular component (GO): cytoplasm
Molecular function (GO): protein kinase inhibitor activity
Source: RefSeq, a predicted model, not a curated record